Drosophila ananassae is the source of this 706-nucleotide messenger RNA. RefSeq lists its product as uncharacterized. Lineage: Eukaryota; Metazoa; Arthropoda; Insecta; Diptera; Drosophilidae. The coding region runs from base 142 to 615 and encodes 157 amino acids. The record is from RefSeq and is a predicted model, not a curated record. The transcript has 2 exons.
AUAUAUUAUAAAUUUGUAUAUUAUAUAGGCUUGACUGCUGUUUAAAUAAAAUAAUACCAGCCAUGGAAUAUGAAAUGAAUUUUAAAAUUUAUACGCCAGUAUUAUAAUUUUUCCUAAAGUGAGAGGACAUUUAAGAGGACAAUGCAACUAGAAAUGAAUCCUAAAUUAUUUGUAAGCUUAUUAAUUUUGGACCUUGUAUUAGGAACCCCAGAUGAAAUGUUUCAUCACGAUUAUCAAGAGCACUAUCCAGAUCAUAUACCGCGUAUUAAUAAGGAAUAUGGAGAUCAUUAUGAUGAUUUUGGCUUUCCCAAUGGAAACCAUCAGGAAAACCAUGAUCAGUUUGAUUAUAAUAUUCAUCCUUAUGUUUUUACAACUGAAAGAGAAGAAUAUCAUCAGGAUAUAAAUAACGAUAGCGAUAUAGAUGAAAGAAAAAUUUCAAGAAUGCUGAUUGUUUUAGGGCAUGGAAUACUGACUACAGAAAAGGAUGUUCCGGUUCAGGAUCACCACUACCCCGAUUAUGAUCAUCAUAAUCACCAUAAGGAUCCUGAUGCGGAUUAUGAAAUUGCAGAUCGCAUUGUGCGUUAUGCCAUGAAUAAAUAUCAUGAAGAGAUUUGAGUUAAUUCGUAAAUCAAUUAAAUAAAAUAUCUAAUAUUUCAAUGCUCUCUUUGGAUUUUUAUUAAUCAAUUAUCGCAAUAUUUAAUAUUUG